Debaryomyces tyrocola is the source of this 804-nucleotide messenger RNA. NCBI's taxonomy places the organism in Eukaryota, Fungi, Ascomycota, Pichiomycetes, Serinales, Debaryomycetaceae. The record is from the annotation of a GenBank genome assembly.
AUGUCGUUCUUCCAAAACUUUAAUACGCAUUCGCUAAGGUCGACUAGGGGAUUUAAAUUGAAGCAAUCAUCACCAAUAUCAAGCCCUCAACCGGUUUCAAACUCAACAUUCCCAAACCCACCACAAAAUAACCAGUCAUAUCAGCAAGAGCCAGGGCAAGCAUACCAAACAAUAAACUUAAAUAAUGGUGGGCAGUCAGUUUCAUCACAUAAAGAUAUAAGACAUUAUGCAGAACAAACAUUAGGGUCCGAUAGUGCAUUGAUCCAAGCAGUCAAAUUACCACAGGACGAAGAUAUCAAUGAGUGGCUAGCUAUUCACGUAGUUGAUUUCUACAAUCAAAUAAAUAUGUUAUACGGGGCAAUAACAGAGUUUUGUUCUCCGAAGACGUGUCCUAGAAUGAUAGCAACCGACGAAUAUGAAUACUUGUGGCAAGAGACCAAUCCCAGCUCCAAUGGGAUGGCCCUGCCUAAGAGGCCGGUAUCAUUACCUGCUUGUGAAUACACAGAGAAUUUGAUGAAUUGGAUUCAAAACUUUUUUGAUAAUGAUAAUGUAUUUCCUUCUAAAAUUGGAGCACCUUUCCCACAACAAUUUCCAAGCUUGGUGAAAACCAUUUUCAAAAGAUUGUUUAGAAUCUAUGCCCAUAUUUAUUGUCACCAUUUCCAUGAAAUCUCCGAACUAGGGUUACAAAGUCACCUUAAUACCAGUUUAAAGCACUACGUUUUAUUUAGUAAUGAGUUUAAUUUAAUUACUCGUAAAGAUUAUGGACCUUUAGAAGAUUUGGUUGAUACUAUGCUUAAGAAAUAA